Molecule: messenger RNA, 816 nt
Organism: Acanthocheilonema viteae
Lineage: Eukaryota; Metazoa; Nematoda; Chromadorea; Rhabditida; Onchocercidae
Source: the annotation of a GenBank genome assembly
GAUCCACCAGAUGUUCCGAGAGGAAGUUUCAAAUUCUCAGUCUUAACGGAAAUCAUAAAGCGAUGUUUCUUUAACAUUUUCAUGCUGACGACGAUACAUUUUUCAGCAAAUCCAGAGUCGUCUUCCGAAGAGGACAGCUUAUCCGGUGGCUUGAAUGGCGCCGUUUCUAUUGUUGAUCAUUCCUUUAUAACAAAUGAUACCGGUUUCGGUGAUGAAAUCACGGCCACAAGUGUUGCAAAUAACGUUUUGCCAAUGUCUCGCAUACUGCCACUUCUCUCGGAUUCACCGACACGCAGCAGUGAGCGUUAUUCUUCGGCUUGGGCUCAUUUGUAUAGGUGGAAAGAGAAAGAGCGGAUGGAUGAACACGGUGUGAUGCUUUCCGGACAAUUUGUUGCUGUUGGACUGUUGGCUCAUUCCGUACACGAUGGCCAAAACGUUUGCAACCAGUGGGAUAUUGAUAACGAAGUAUCAUUUGCACUGAUUAGGCAAGUGGAUGUGGAUGAGUCACAAGAAGUAUGGCUCUAUAAUAGUGGUGAUAAGCCGUUGUUUAUUUCCAUCGCGUCAUCAUUUAGUUUACAUAAAUCGGAAACAAUCAGAAGGGUGAGUAACGGGUAUUGUUAUCGGGUUCAUCGUGGAUGCAAUAACCCGAUACUGAAAGCGAGAAGUGAAAGCCAUGUCGCGAAACAUGAUCCGGCUAAUACGCUCAGUUUCCUGAACAUCAGUGUUGGCAAAGGUUGGGGUGAAAAAUAUCAUAGAAUAAAUCAUACGGACACUCCGUGUCGUUAUGAGGUUAUCUUUAUGCCGGAUAAUUUAUGA